CCCGAGCCGGGACAGUCACUCACUCUCUGGGCGGUGGGGCCGGGCACAGACAGCGCCGCCCCCCCACGUCCCCCCCCACCUCUCACGCCCUCGGAAGUGCAGGCUCGCGGCGCUGCUCUGGGGGGCUCCCCGGCACCCCAGCCUCUCGCCCCCAGCCCGCAGCACCUCCGGCCCCCCCCUCGAGAGGUACCAGGAGUUGUCGCAGGGGGGCCUCGGGAAAUUCCCUGGACCCCUGUGCCAGGAGGUGCCCGGUGCGCCCGCCCCCCCACCCCGAGGGCGGUGCCCGGGGGCGCUGCCCCAUGGAGCGGGGAGGCGGGCGCCGUCUGCUCCCGGAGCCGUGACCCGAGUCGGAGCUGUGUGUCGCAGCCGCCCCGACCCCCGCGGAUCAUGCGCCGUCGCCCCUGGCCCGCCGGUCCCGCCGGGCUGUGAGCCCCCCACUCCUGGCCCGUGACGGCCCGCGCGCCAUGGGCAGCACCCACCCUUGCCCCUGGCUGCGGCUCCGACCUCGGCCCCAGCCGCGGCCCGCGCUCUGCGCGCUCCUGUUCUUCCUACUGCUGCUGGCUGCCGCCGUGCCCAGGUCUGCACCCAACGACAUUCUGGGCCUCCGCCUCCCCCCGGAGCCCGUGCUCAAUGCCAACACGGUGUGCCUGACAUUGCCGGGCCUGAGCAGGCGGCAGAUGGAAGUGUGUGUGCGCCACCCUGACGUGGCUGCCUCCGCCAUCCAGGGCAUCCAGAUCGCCAUCCAUGAGUGCCAGCACCAGUUCCGGGACCAGCGCUGGAACUGCUCCAGUCUGGAGACUCGCAACAAGAUCCCCUACGAGAGUCCCAUCUUCAGCAGAGGUUUUCGAGAGAGCGCUUUCGCCUACGCCAUCGCGGCUGCCGGGGUUGUGCACGCGGUGUCCAAUGCUUGUGCCCUGGGCAAACUGAGGGCGUGCGGUUGCGACGCCUCCCGGCGCGGGGACGAGGAGGCCUUCCGCCAGAAGCUGCACCGCCUGCAGCUGGACGCGCUGCAGCGCGGUAAGGGCCUGAGCCACGGGGUCCCGGAACACCCAGCCUUGCCCCCUGCCAGCCCGGGCCUGCAGGACUCCUGGGAGUGGGGCGGCUGUAGCCCCGACGUGGGCUUCGGGGAGCGCUUCUCUAAGGACUUUCUGGACUCCCGGGAGCCUCACAGAGACAUCCACGCACGCAUGAGGCUCCACAACAACCGAGUUGGGAGGCAGCUCAGCAACUUUCUCAUUGCCCCUGCCUAA
Molecule: messenger RNA, 1250 nt
Organism: Leptonychotes weddellii (Weddell seal)
Lineage: Eukaryota; Metazoa; Chordata; Mammalia; Carnivora; Phocidae
Source: RefSeq, a predicted model, not a curated record